Boleophthalmus pectinirostris (great blue-spotted mudskipper) is the source of this 3306-nucleotide messenger RNA. RefSeq names its product guanylate cyclase 2F, retinal (gene gucy2f). Gene Ontology annotation, biological process: receptor guanylyl cyclase signaling pathway; cGMP biosynthetic process; intracellular signal transduction. Gene Ontology annotation, molecular function: peptide receptor activity; guanylate cyclase activity; ATP binding. The record is from RefSeq and is a predicted model, not a curated record. Lineage: Eukaryota; Metazoa; Chordata; Actinopteri; Gobiiformes; Gobiidae. The transcript has 18 exons. Bases 1 to 3306 code for a protein of 1101 amino acids.
AUGCAACAAAUUCCUCCAAACUUCAAAUGGCCGCUAUGGGAGACCAGCCAGCCAUGUCCUCCAAUAAUUAAAACAAGAACUACUUUCUCAAAUUUCCCAGUUUAUAACUUCCCGCUAUGGAUCCUACUUGGAGUAUUGACUUUCCCUUGUUGCGUGCACUGUUUAAUUUUCAAAGUUGGAGUUUUAGGGCCUUGGAACUGCGAUCCAAUUUAUUACAAGGCGUAUCCUACUGCAGCUGCCAGACUGGCUAUAAGCAGGAUCAAUGGCGAUCCCAGUCUAGACUUGGGCCUAACCAUGGAGUUUAUCAUCUUGCAAGAACCAUGUGAAACGUCAAAAGCCCUAACUGCAUUUAUUUAUUAUGAAGAACAAGCUGAUGCAUUUGUAGGACCCACCACCCCUGGAUAUUGUACAGCGGCGUCACUUUUGGCCAAAAACUGGGAAAAGGCUCUCUUCUCAUAUGGAUGCAUAAACUACGAACUGGAUAGAGCAACUGGAUACCCAACUUUUGCCAGGACUCUGCCUGUAGCCACCGAUGUGUUGUUCACUGUGUUCAAACACUUCAGGUGGGCUAAUAUUGCAGUGGUUUCUUCAAAUGAGGACAUCUGGAUGGACUCUGCAGGAAGAGUGGCCACAGCUUUGAGGAACAGAGGGCUCCCUGUGGGUCUGGUGGCCUCUGUGGGCAAUGAGACAGAGAUGGAGGGUACACUGAAGAAGAUUGAGAAUACACCAGAGAUUAGAGUGAUCAUCAUGUGCAUGCACUCGGUGUUGAUUGGAGGAGAGCAGCAGGCCACUUUUCUGCUCGCUGCUCAUGAGAGAGGUUUUACGGCUGGAAAGUACGUCUUUGUUCCCUAUGACACCCUGUAUUACAGCGUGCCCCACAACGUCACAUACUUCGCCCUGAAAAACAACAGUCGGCUGAGAGAAGCCUAUGACGCCGUGCUUACUGUUACCAUGGUGUCAGACCCCCUGUCUUUUCGUGAGGCAUUUAAUGCUGCAAAAAUGUCCCAGGAAGUGACACUAACCGUGAUGCCAGAGCAGGUAAACCCUCUGUUUGGGACCAUCUAUAAUAGCCUCUACCUUCUGGCCAAAUCCAUCCACAGUGCCCGGAGAGCAGGCAUGACACUAUCCGGCUCUAAUCUGGCUUAUUUCACCAGAAACACUGUCUUCAAUGGAUUUAACCAAAAAUAUCUUGUCGACAAGACCGGGGAAGUCAAAACCAACUAUAUCAUACUGGACACUGACAAAGGCUAUACUCUGUACCAAACCUAUCUCGUGGAUCUUCAGUCUUCUAAACUACGAUUUGCUGGAAAGUCAAUUUUUUUCCCUGGAGGAGGACCACCACCGUCAGAUUCAAUCUGCUGGUUUGACCCCCUUAUUCCCUGUACUGGAGGCGUGCAAGUGACAUACAUCAUCAUUGUUUUUGUUGUCACCUUUUCACUGGGUCUUGCGGCUCUUGGAAUAAGUUUAUACAUAAGGAGGAGGCUUCACCAAAUUCAGCUGAUUAAAGGACCCAAUAGGAUCGUUUUGACACUGGAAGAUCUAACUUUUAUUAACCCCCAACUGAGCAGAAAGAAAAUAACCUUGGAAGAUCUGAGUGAGUCUAAAAGUGCAAUAGAAGACAAGUCACAAGAUCGCUCCCACUCUCUGAACAGCAUGCAGACAGCCACUCACGAGACCACCAAUGUCGCUGUUUAUGAGGGUGAUUGGGUGUGGCUAAAGAAAUUUGAAGAUGGACAGUUUAAAGAAGUGAAGCAGCAAACCACCAAGAUUUUCACAAAGAUGAAGGACCUCCGAAAUGAGAACGUGAACCCUUUCUUGGGCUUCUUCCAGGACAUUUCGAUGGUUGCUGUGGUGACGGAGCACUGUUCCAGGGGCAGUCUGCAGGAUCUGCUCAGGAAUGAGGAUGUGAAGCUGGACUGGAUGUUCAAGUCCUCACUCGUAUUGGACCUCAUCAAAGGGAUGAAAUACCUCCACCACAGAGAUUUUCCUCAUGGGAGGCUGAAAUCUCGUAACUGUGUGGUCGAUGGUCGCUUCGUCCUCAAAAUCACAGACUAUGGUUUUAAUGAAUUACUGGAGUCACAGAAAGCCCCGUAUGAAGAACCACCACCUGAGGAGUUGUUUUGGACUGCUCCAGAGCUCCUCAGAGACCAUUUAAGUUCGCGCAGAGGCACUUAUAAAGGAGAUGUGUACAGUUUUGCCAUUAUCCUCCAGGAAGUGGUGGUCCGAGGACCUCCAUACUGCAUGCUUGGACUACCACCUCAAGAGAUCAUCCGUAAAGUGAAGAAGCCCCCUCCGAUGUGCCGUCCCACCGUAGCCCCUGACCAGGCCCCUCUGGAGUGUAUCCAACUCAUGAAACAGUGUUGGAGCGAGCAGCCUGACCGCAGGCCCAACUUUGAUGAGAUUUUUGACAGGUUCAAGAUCAUUAACAAGGGCAAGAAGACCAACAUCAUUGACUCUAUGCUGCGGAUGUUAGAACAGUACAGCUCAAACCUGGAGGACCUGAUCAGGGAGCGGACUGAGGAGCUGGAGGUGGAGAAGCAGAGAACGGAGAAACUACUGUCAGAAAUGCUCCCACCUUCUGUAGCAGAGGCCCUGAAAACUGGAGCCACAGUGGAGCCGGAGUACUUUGAUCAGGUGACCAUUUACUUCAGUGACAUUGUGGGCUUCACCACCAUCUCCUCCCUCAGCGACCCCAUCGAGGUGGUGGACCUCCUUAAUGAUCUCUACAGUCUGUUUGACGCUGUGCUUAGCAACCAUGAUGUCUAUAAGGUGGAGACUAUAGGUGAUGCUUACAUGGUGGCGUCUGGUUUACCAAAGAGAAACGGAAACAAACACGCCGCAGAGAUCGCCAACAUGUCCCUGAACAUUCUCAGCUCCGUGGGGACUUUUCGGAUGCGCCACAUGCCCGACAUUCCGGUCCGGAUCCGCAUUGGGAUCCACUCAGGACCAUGUGUUGCUGGAGUGGUUGGUCUGACAAUGCCUCGGUAUUGCCUUUUUGGAGACACUGUCAACACUGCCUCAAGAAUGGAAUCUACUGGACUGCCUUACAGAAUCCAUGUAAAUCUCACCACUGUAAAGAUCCUGCGUUCACUGAAUGAGGGCUACAGAAUCGAAGUCAGGGGCAAGACUGAGCUGAAGGGUAAAGGAAUUGAAGAGACGUACUGGCUUGUAGGGAAGACAGGAUUUUCAAAACCAUUGCCAAAACCGCCAGAAAUCAGACCUGGGGACAAUUGGCAAGAGAUGGUGACAGAGGAAAUCAAGACUCUGUUUCGAAAGGCAAAUCGUCUGGUGGACAAAAAGACUUGA